GACGAUUCGGAGCUUUUCGACAAGCCGUCCAUGAAGAAGUAAAACGGAAGUGCAACCGUUCCUGCUGCUGGUGGCGUUAGCUAGCUGGAGCUACGGUGGUGUCGUCGUCUUCUCGGUGUUGAGGCUCGACAACAGACGCGGCAAUCUUAAUUUCGUUCCCAGACACGAACAGAUAAUUCUCCCUGGAGUCUCUAAAGAGAUCUGUCAAACCUGGAUGUAUUUGGUGUGAACGAUGAACAACACCGGGACUAAGAGAGCUCCAACGACAGCCACUCAGAGACUUAAGCAGGAUUACCUCAGGAUAAAGAAAGACCCAGUGCCUUACAUCUGUGCAGAGCCUCUCCCCUCCAACAUCUUAGAAUGGCACUACGUAGUCAGAGGGCCGGAGAAAACUCCAUAUGAAGGAGGGUAUUAUCACGGAAAACUCAUAUUCCCUCGGGAGUUUCCUUUUAAGCCUCCAAGUAUUUAUAUGAUAACGCCAAACGGAAGGUUCAAGUGUAACACAAGGUUGUGUUUGUCCAUCACAGACUUCCAUCCAGACACGUGGAACCCCGCGUGGUCCGUCAGCACAAUCCUUACGGGUUUGCUCAGCUUCAUGGUGGAGAAAGGACCCACACUCGGCAGCAUCGAGACGUCGGACUACACCAAAAGACAGCUCUCAGCCCAAAGCCUGGCCUUUAACCUCAAAGACAAAGUGUUCUGCGAGCUGUUCCCUGACGUAGUGGAAGAGAUCAAGCAAAAACAGAAGGUCCAAGAAGAGUUGAGCGCCCGCACGCAGCCCCUCCCCUUACCAGACGUGGUGCCUGAUGGAGACCCUCAGCAAGCUCAUUACGGCCUCCCAGUCCUCAACGGAGGACCGGUCCCUGUGGGGGGCGCCAACGCCGCCCCCGGCCUGCAGCAGGCCAAUCGCAACCAUGGACUGUUAGGCGGCGCCUUAGCCAACCUGUUUGUGAUCGUGGGCUUCGCUGCGUUCGCCUACACAGUCAAGUACGUUCUGAGGAGCAUAGCUCAGGAGUGAGAGGAGGCGCGCUCCUUCCUCCAAGCGAGCCUCUAAAUGACUCAAACUUUAAACAGCGGAUACCUGGAGGAGGGACGCUCGGUCCUCGGUUCAAAAUCCCUCCACAGAAACUAUCUGCCACCGUGGACCUCGCCGGAAAGAAACUCAAAAAGCUUGCGCGCGCUACGGCUGGACUGAGGGCGGGGGGGGUUUGGGGAGCGGACGGGGUGGGAGCGUUUUUUUUUUAUUAAAACGGUUGUGAUCCACUUUGUGCUUCGGUGGUUUAUAGAUCUCCUGGGAACAAUCUUGGCUCAUGGGUUGUGAAUAAGCGUAGGCAAAACUCCAUCUAAGCAAUGCCCAGCAUCUUUUCAGUAAGAAGUCUGUGUUCCUGUCCUAAUUAAUGAGAGGUGGAGGACAACUGUGUUUUUUUUUUUUUUUUUUUGAAUGGUCAACACAAUAGUAAAGUAAAAAUUAAGUUUCAGCUAGGAGGAAAAAAUGCUGACUUUCCUGAAAAUAGAAUCUGGGUCGGAUCUUAAAUCUGUAGAGACGUCCUCCAUGUUCCACAGAAAGGUGUUCUCGCUGCCCGACGUGUAUUUCCAGCUCCGUCAUCGGCUCAGCUGCCCCACAGGAAAUGGUUUCAUAACGUAAUUCGACUCCGGGCAUUCUUCAGCAUAAGUUUAGUUUCGCUUUCCUUGUGCGACGGAGAAGGCUUCCACAUCACCUCUUCCAGCCCGCCAGCUCACCUUCCCGCAGUGCGUAGACACGAAGGUGGAGCUUCCGAGAAAUCUGGCCUACUUUUUAGGACCGUUUUAUUACAUUAUUCAAAUGUUUUGGAUUAUUACAGCUUUCACUGUCAGAUCAGUUUGUCGUUUUUUUUUUUGCAAGUUCGUUGGGAGACGCACUCUAGUUUUUACCAAAAGUUGAUGCUAAGAAAAACAAAGAGGAAUGUUAUCAAUACAUAGAAGACCAUCAAGUUCUGUGGUAAUCAGUAAGUCUUUACAUAGAAAGACACGCAGCUCAUCUAAACUAUGGAGACCAAUCUGGGCGCAAAACCGGUUCAAACGGGACCGCUUGGAGUUUUUUUUGGAUGCUUCUACAUCACAUUUGCUUUGUCUAGUUUUUGCUCCGAUGCUUAGUAGAUCUGAGACUUUUUUAUCUUGGGGUUUAACAAGGAAACAAAAAGUUUUAACAAGUGUAUGAAUAGAAAUGGGCCUCUCUCUCUAUGAACUGCACAGUCAAGUUGCAUCGGGUUUAAUGGCUUGACUCAUUGUCAAAUUCCAGUUGGUCAACCUAUGAGCCAAGUGACUUGUGCACAUUGGCAACUUUUUAGAAAUCAGUUUAGCUGACCAGUAUGGCGCCAGUCUUUAAAGGUCCAAGUAAGGAACCAAUAUUUUUAUUUCUUUAAAUCACUUUUUUUUUUUUUUUUUUUUUUUGUUGAAUUCUAUAUAUUUUUUCCCUUUUUUUUAAUUUAUAGAAACUGCCAGCUGCUCAUGUGUUUUGUAAAACACGCAGUACAAACACCGGCUAAGACCCUGGCUCUCAUCGUAUGCAGACGAUUAACUGAAUUUCGAAUAAACGGUUCCUCUGUGAAUCUGACGUGUCGACAGAAAACUGACGAUCCUCUUCUUUUCGCAGCACCUUCACAAAGAAACAGAAGUGAGCCUGACAACGGGAGUGCAUUUGUGUAGUGAAACGGCAAAUGGCCAAAAUUUCCAUGCUUCAGUUAAUCUCGUGUGACCUUGUAUGUUUUCAUAGUAAAUGCAAAUAAAUACCCUGCUUGGCGGGGCGUUUAAUAAACCUCCCUUUGAAUCUGCUUCUGUCACAGACUAUGAAUGUUUAGCAACUAGUUGCAGGCGAAGACGUUUUUUUUUUUUUUUUUCUUUUCUUGUUUUUCUUUUCUACAAAUAAAUAGUUCAUAAGCCCA
Fundulus heteroclitus (mummichog) is the source of this 2921-nucleotide messenger RNA. RefSeq names its product ubiquitin-conjugating enzyme E2, J2 (UBC6 homolog, yeast) (gene ube2j2). NCBI's taxonomy places the organism in Eukaryota, Metazoa, Chordata, Actinopteri, Cyprinodontiformes, Fundulidae. The transcript has 8 exons. The coding region runs from base 233 to 1018 and encodes 261 amino acids. The record is from RefSeq and is a predicted model, not a curated record.